AUAUUCACACUAGCUAGCUAUUAUAAAACAAUGGCCAUUAGUUUCCUAGUAACCUUAUCCAUUUUUGCUUUUACUUGUUCAAUUGCUUAUGCUUAUGAUCCAAGCCCUCUCCAAGACUUCUGCGUUGCAGUAACUGAUCCCCAACAUGCUGUUUUCAUGAACGGAAGGGUGUGUAAGGAUCCGAAACUUGCGACGGCGGAUGAUUUCUUCGCUUCUGGUCUAAACGGUAUUGGGACGGCGGUGUUUCCGGGGCUGAGCGUGUCGGUAAACGUGGCGGACGUGAACCGCAUACCGGGGCUCAACACCCUGGGGCUCACGGUGGUUCUUGCGGAGGUUGGACCUGGGGGUCUGAUUCCACCUCACACGCAUCCUCGUUCUUGCGAGUUCAUCAUGGUCACGCAGGGCAGCGCCUACGUAGGAUUUGUGGCCGUUGAUCCGAGGAAUGGCCUGAAGAAUCGGCUGUUUGCGAAGACGCUGAAGGCCGGAGAUGUUUUUGUGAUCCCGCAGGGGCUUAUCCACUUUAUGCACAACGUUGGAGUCGGCAACGCCACGUUUUUUACGGCUUAUAAUAGCCAGAAUCCGGGGUUGAUUACUAUUGCCAAUGAAAUGUUUGGGACGGAUCCGGCCAUAUCCGGGGAUGUUCUGUCCAAAGCUUUUAGAAUUGAUAAGGAAUCUGUCAAACAUAUCCAAGCAAAGUUCGCCUCAGUUAGUUAGACUGACUAGCCUGUUUUUUCAGUUAAUUGUCAUGAAUGGAAUGACAUAGUGUGCAAGAGUGCUUAGGGUGGUAUUGGGCUAUGAUAAUAAAACAUAAUGCUCAGCACUCGAACUUGAUGUGGCUAGUCAGGACGGUCUUUUUAAUUUUUAUGAUCGUAUUCUUAUAAAUAAAUAAGACCCUAUCAAAAGUAUAAACACAAUUUUUAAAACAAAA
This is a messenger RNA of Ipomoea triloba (trilobed morning glory), 928 nucleotides long. Its product is annotated as germin-like protein subfamily 1 member 17. Bases 31 to 714 code for a protein of 227 amino acids. NCBI's taxonomy places the organism in Eukaryota, Viridiplantae, Streptophyta, Magnoliopsida, Solanales, Convolvulaceae. Gene Ontology annotation, cellular component: cell wall. The transcript has 2 exons. Gene Ontology annotation, molecular function: manganese ion binding. The record is from RefSeq and is a predicted model, not a curated record.